This is a messenger RNA of Theobroma umbraticum, 3643 nucleotides long. It is a transcript of the gene PSD, whose product is annotated as ARM repeat superfamily protein. Gene Ontology annotation, molecular function: tRNA binding; small GTPase binding. Gene Ontology annotation, cellular component: nuclear pore; cytoplasm; nuclear matrix. The record is from RefSeq and is a predicted model, not a curated record. Gene Ontology annotation, biological process: tRNA re-export from nucleus. NCBI's taxonomy places the organism in Eukaryota, Viridiplantae, Streptophyta, Magnoliopsida, Malvales, Malvaceae.
ACGUAUAAAUUAAAAACCCCAAUCAGAACGCACGCUAGGGUUUUCUUCUUCCUCUAUUCUUCGCUCUGCAGCAAACGAACAGAGAAAAACCCUUGCUUUAAAAUCUCACUUUCACAUUGUAUUAUAUAAAAAAAGCUUCCCUUUUUAUUUGAUCUCUUCACCUUUAAGGUAAGCUCUCAAUAACCCAUAUCUCAAAAUCCCUUAUUUUUUUUUCCCUAUAUAUUCCAAAAUCUGUUCAAAACCCCAGAACUAAAAUCAAAUAAAGUUCCAAACUGCGCUUGGGAAAUUCAUCUAUACAGGAAAAGAAAUUUUAAGGAAAAAUCAGUAUGGAUGAUGUUGAAAAGGCAAUAUUGAUUAGCUUUGAUGAAUCAGGUACCUUAGAUUCAGGAUUAAAAUCACAGGCAGUGAACUUUUGUCAGCGAAUUAAAGAAACCCCAUCAAUAUGUACCCUUUGUAUUGAGAAGUUGUGUUUUUGCAAGCUCGUCCAGGUUCAGUUUUGGUGUUUACAAACUUUACAUGAGGUUAUUAGAGUAAAAUAUGGGUCCAUGAGCUUGGAAGAGAAAAACUUUAUCAGAAAGUCAGUUUUUUCGAUGGCUUGUUUAGAACGUAUUGAUGAUAAGUUGUGUGCUGUUUUGGAAAGUCCUACAUUUAUAAAAAACAAGCUUACUCAGGUUUUGGUUACUUUGGUUUACUUUGAGUACCCUUUGAUUUGGUCAUCAGUUUUUGUUGAUUUCCUGCCUCAUUUGAGUAAAGGGGCUGUGGUGAUCGAUAUGUUUUCUCGGCUUUUGAAUGCAUUGGAUGAUGAGUUGAUUAGUUUGGAUUAUCCACGGACAUCUGAAGAGGUGGCAGUUGCAGGAAGGGUUAAGGAUGCAAUGAGGCAGCAAUGUGUGGCUCAGAUUGUUAGAGCAUGGUAUGACAUUGUGUCUAUGUAUAGGAAUUCUGAUCCUGAAAUUUGCACUACUGUUUUGGAUUGUAUGAGGAGGUAUAUUUCCUGGAUUGACAUUGGGUUGAUUGUGAAUGAUGCAUUUAUUCCGCUACUGUUUGAGUUGAUUUUGCUUGAUGGUUUAUCAGAACAACUUCGUGGUGCUGCUGCCGGAUGUGUUUUGGCAGUAGUUUCUAAGCGAAUGGAUGCACAGUCAAAACUAACUCUUUUGAAGAGUCUUCAAAUAAGUCGAGUUUUUGGUUUGAUAUCUGAUGAUAACGAUUCUGACUUGGUUUUGAGAGUAGCAGCCUUAAUAACAGGGUAUGCAGUGGAGGUUUUAGAGUCUUCCAAGCGGCUGAACUCAGAAGAUGCUAAGGUGGUUUCAAUGGAGCUUUUAGAUGAAGUUUUGCCAACAGUGUUCUAUGUAAUGCAAAAUUGUGAGAUGGAUGCAACAUUUAGUAUUGUCCAAUUUCUUUCUGGUUAUGUUGCCACCAUGAAAACCCUUUCUCCUUUGCAAGAGAAACAAAUGCUUCACAUCAGUCAUAUACUGGAAGUGAUUCGUACACAGAUUCGUUAUGAUCCCAUGUACCGCAAUAAUCUUGAUGUAUUGGAUAAGAUUGGGAUGGAAGAAGAAGACAGGAUGGUGGAGUUUAGAAAGGAUUUGUUUGUGUUGUUACGGAACGUAGGUCGAGUAGCACCUGAAGUUACUCAGAUCUUUAUCAGGAAUUCAUUUGCUAGUGCUAUUGCAUCUUCAUCAGACAGGAAUGUGGAAGAGGUAGAAGCUGCCCUUUCCCUUUUGUAUGCACUUGGAGAGUCUGUGACUGACGAGGCAAUGAGGGCAGGAACUGGACUGUUGAGUGAACUGGUGACAAAUCUAUUAUCAACAAGAUUUCCAUGCCAUUCCAAUAGGGUAGUUGCCCUUGUGUACUUGGAGACGAUAACAAGGUAUAUGAAGUUUGUCCAGGAGAAUGCACAAUAUAUUCCUUUGGUAUUGGCUGCCUUUCUUGAUGAAAGAGGCAUACACCAUCCAAACAUUAAUGUGAGUCGCAGGGCAAGUUAUCUGUUCAUGAGGGUUGUAAAAUUGCUGAAAUCGAAGCUUCUGCUUUUCAUAGAGACGAUUUUGCAGAGCCUGCAAGAUGUUGUUGCUCGAUUUACAAGUAUGAAUUUUGCAUGUAAGGAACCUUCUGGAUCUGAAGAUGGUGCUCACAUUUUUGAGGCAAUUGGCCUGUUGAUUGGGAUGGAAGACGUGCCGCUGGAAAAGCAAUCUGAUUAUCUCUCUUCAUUGCUAACUCCUCUUUGUCAACAGGUUGAGGCAAUGCUGAUGAAUGCAAAAAUAUUGACUCCAGAAGAGUAUCCUCUAAAAAUUGCCAAUAUCCAGCAAAUAAUUGUGGCAAUUAAUGCUCUAAGCAAGGGUUUCAGUGAGCGCCUUGCAACUGCGAGUCGCCCUGCUAUUGGUCACAUGUUUAAGCAGACAUUGGAUGUUCUUCUCCAAAUCCUUGUUGUAUUUCCGAGGGUGGAGCCUUUGCGGACUAAGGUUUUAUCAUUCAUACACCGUAUGGUGGACACCUUAGGUGCAUCUGUGUUUCCUUACCUUCCAAAGGCAUUGGAGCAAUUACUUGCAGAAAGUGAGCCAAAGGAAAUGGUUGGUUUCCUCUUAUUGCUCAAUCAACUUAUAUGCAAAUUCAGCACCUUGGUCCAUGAUAUAUUGGAAGAAGUAUUUCCAGCUAUUGCUGGUAGGAUAUUUAGUGCCAUCCGAAGGAUUGCUGAUUCUUCAGGACCUGAAGCCAAUACUGAGGAAAUUCGUGAAUUGCUAGAACUUCAAAAGACAUUAUAUACUUUUCUUCAUGUGAUAACUACGCAUAAUCUAUCUUCCGUUUUCCUUUCCCCGAAAAGCCGGGGCUACUUGACUUCAAUUAUGCAGUUGCUGUUACAUACAUCUUGCCAUCAUAAGGAUAUUAAUACAAGAAAGGCUUGUGUACAGAUAUUUAUUAGAUUAAUUAAAGACUGGUGUGCCAGGCCUUAUGGUGAAGAAAAGGUACCUGGUUUCCAAAGUUUUAUGAUAGAGACCUUUGCAACAAACUGUUGUUUGUACAGUGUGCUUGAUAAAUCGUUCGAAUUUGGUGACGCAAAUACUCUUAUUUUAUUUGGAGAAAUUGUGUUGGCUCAGAAGGUGAUGUAUGAGAAGUUUGGGGAUGAUUUUCUGGUUCAUUUUGUAUCAAAAGGAUUUCCAUCUGCACACUGCCCUCAAAAUCUGGUAGAGCAGUAUUGUCAAAAGUUGAAGGGCAGUGACAUCAAGGCAUUGAGAUCAUUUUACCAGUCGCUUAUUGAAAAUUUACGUCUCCAACAGAAUGGAAGCCUUGUUUUCAGAUAGCAGCAUCAAGAUGGGCAAAUGAUUAUUUCAGUUUGAUGCUCCAAAAUUUUAAAGUUUUUUUGGCGUUCCAUUUCUUGUUCACCAAAGGUUUCUUUAUGUAAAUAUCAUUUGUGUGCCUAUUCCAUGGACAACGAGUUGUAUAUUUCCGGAAGCAAGCCUUUUUUUUAAUCAUCAAGUUUCGUUAAAUCCUUCAGUUUCAACAUGCCGAGUAGGAUGAAAGUUUUUGUGAGAGCUGUUCAUAAUUUUUUUCCCCCAAUUUUUUAAUACAUUUUUCUUGGUUCAUUUAGAUCUCCAAUCGAGUGUAUGUGACUAUAUUAUUACGAAAAAAUAACUAUAGGACAUUCGUUUUA